Aspergillus ochraceoroseus IBT 24754 is the source of this 2595-nucleotide messenger RNA. RefSeq lists its product as uncharacterized. The record is from RefSeq and is a predicted model, not a curated record. Lineage: Eukaryota; Fungi; Ascomycota; Eurotiomycetes; Eurotiales; Aspergillaceae. The transcript has a single exon. Bases 1 to 2595 code for a protein of 864 amino acids.
AUGCUACCUGAAUUCUUGCAGAGUAGUUACGCCCGCUACAAAGCAGAUACCAAUACAUUUGCAACGUGGCUACUGGAGACAGCUAACCAAUGUGGCUAUCAACCACCUACCCUCUCUGCUACCCUUCCUACCGCAAAAAAGGGUAAACGCAAAGGCAAAAAGAAUGACUCAGAUGCAGAACCACUUCACUAUAGUGCGACUACCAAAGAUCUGCAAAAGCUUGCCGAGGUGGUUGCCAGUUCUGCUCUCACAAUACCCAAGUCAGUUCUCACCAUCGCGAAACGCGCCAUCAAAUUGAGAAAAGCAGUCACUUCCUGGUUCUUGGGCCAGGGCGACUCCGUGAACAACAAGCGGCAUGCUCAUUUCAUCACUGCGCUGGAGCAGAUCUGCGAGACUCUUGAAUGGAAGACCAACAACCAGCCCUCGAAGUCAGACGCUAAGCAGCCACCCCCGACUUCUGAGGCUCAAAACGACGACGCCGACGCCGACAGGUUUCUAAACAAAUUCGCUGUUCUCACGGUGGAGGAACCCCAGGAUACUGCGCAUACUCAACCGACGCCCGCAGACUCGAAGAAGAUCGUCAAGGUGACUGUUGUUGAAGAAGACGAUCAUGAGGCAGCAGACGACUUAUAUCUUGGUCAAUUGUUCUUCAAGACACUCUGCUUACUUCAAGACCUAAACAAUAUACGGAUAUUCAUUUCCACCACCUGGUCGGAGUACCGAGAUAAGAAAAUCGAUCUUAUGAACGCCGCUGUUGUGACUGACAGUGCUUUGCAACUUUCCCGAGAUCUUGUCAAGGAGGUGGAGGCGGACUGGCACACUUCCCUUACGUGGGAAAGGGAUAAUGUCCAAAAGAUUGUCUACAGUCUCGCUGCUGUUACCCGCGGCAUUUCUGCGGCCCCAUCCACUGAGAUUGGCCUGCCAUACAACAAGAACGUGGCUGAUAUAGCCGACUGGUGCUAUAUACCAACCAAGGUCCUGCUUGGGUCCUUCGCAGAUGUACUCCAGGAAAAUCACCAGCCGGUCUUCAAAAAGGGCUACUUCGGCACAUAUAAUCCGAAAGCGGACAGAGAGCGGAUGUCUCUGGCUCAGAAAUUCAACGAAGACAAAAUCAUCCUUCUUUCGAUUUUGCCGGAGUUUUGCAUGGUCAAUAAGUUCAAAAUCGAGAUGCCUAUUGAGGACGCGAUCACUCGAGGCCUUGCUGAGUUUGCCAAAACCAAAAGGGUUACUCUGUGGCUUUGCUUCGCCUCCCAGAUCUUCCUCGACGUUCAUCAUAUCAUGCGACACAGUACCUUGGAUGCAUUUGGAGACCUCCGAAUGUCUGGACUUCGCAUCCAGAAGACUAUCGAUGACUACCUGAAACUGUCUGGAACACACCCUCGGCCCAAAUUUUGGCCAGAAGAGGGUGACGAGGAGAUUCGACGUAUAAGUUCAACGGUGAAGUCAUGGAUCUUACAAGAUCCGCUCCUUGAUAUUCGAGUCCAUUAUGGAUUCGACAGAAUAGGCUCCCCGCCCGAAAAGCAUGCACUCUUCUCGCAACACGCCAUCCUCUGCGGGUUGAUCCUGUUCAGCCUCAAUGUUCGAAUGCAGGUUAUUGGCCAGCAGCUCGUCACCCAAUGGUACGACGUCCAGCAACUAGCCUUCUUGCAAAACCUUGUCAUAAAUUCCCCAACGCACAAAGAGCUGAAAUGGCCUGAUAUGGAUGCUUUCAUCAAGAUCCAUGGCGAAUCUCAUAUUUUCAUUGGUUCGCGGCCAAAGAACGCCAAUGAAUCGCUGAAUAGGCUUGAGUUGGCCACAGGCAUCUCAUCCGCUGCCAAAUUUGCCCGCGAUUCUCGGAGCAAAAGAUUUCGAUUUCAUACCCCUGAUGGCAAGAAUGCCCGCGUGCUCGAGCCCACCACUGCAGUCGCGAACUUGCUUUUCUCCCAGUACGUUGGUGAUCCCGAGGACGAUGGCGGGAUUGCAAACUUCGAUCGGGUCCUGGACGAGCUUUCGCGGAAAUUGAAGCCUGAAUCAUCCAGCAAGAAGCUCCAGAGAGCCAAUCCGGAACUCACCAUUGCUCGAAAGUGGUCUAAUACCCACAACAUUGACACGCUGCAGCUUCUUGCCCUCCUGAAGACCAAGCUAUUUGAAGAGGAGCCUAUCAUCUUGUAUAACUACUUCGGCAUGCACAAGCGCUCCGUCGAGUUACUCAGACUGAUCCGAGACAAGGAGCAUCAGAAAUUUGUUCAAUAUUUCACGUCGGCGUAUAUGCCUGAUGAGUCCCUCAUAUCAAACAUCGUCCUCCUCAUCCAUCACGUUGCGCAGGGCUCGGCCCAAAAUGCACGUGAAAUGGGACUUACAUCUGGCGGAGUUGAGAUCGUGAGUCGGAUUGUCGCGAGCGCUGGCGACGUGAUGCGGGAAUACUUGGAGAAGAAUGGAAGUGUGGCAUGCAAAGAGCUGAGAGUAUUCUGCAAGAACAAAAAGCCGAUUCAAGAUGAUGAUUUUGCUUACGACAACGGCAAAUCGGACGAGCUGGUGUAUUCUUGGCUCAGUCUUGAGGACAUUCUGGGCCCCAAGGGUGUAGCCUCGCUCAUGACCGGGAUCCCGAUAGCGUAG